Messenger RNA from Paramecium pentaurelia, 1241 nucleotides. The record is from the annotation of a GenBank genome assembly. Lineage: Eukaryota; Ciliophora; Oligohymenophorea; Peniculida; Parameciidae.
AUGUCUAAGAUUGCAAAUCGUCUGCCAGAUGUAGACAAUAAAAGUUUUAGAGAUUCAAAAUAAAUCCAAGAACUUAAAAAGAAACUAGAUGAACAAAAGGAAACUUUAAAAUAACUUGUUACUUUAGUUAAAGAAUCUAAAACAGAAUCCUAUAAGCCAAGAUUUAACCGAAUGCCUAAAUUUGAACAAGAUUAGUUUACAUUGGAACUUUUAGAAGAAGUGAAAACACUAAGGAGAUAAGUAAAUAAUAUUGAAAAUGGGCCUAAAACUAAUUAAGUUUAAAAUCCUUUUAUAAUACCUCAAUAUUUACCUAUUCCUCAUUAACCUUAAAUAUAAACAAUAAUACCUCCAUACAUGUAUAUGAAUCCUUAUUAUCAAAUGCCUUAACCUUUGAUGUAUUAACAAUCUUAGAAUCAAGCACCAAAAAAGAAGUCUGAUCCUUAUAAAAAAUUAGUUCUAAAGAUCUUAUAAAAAGGAGAGCAAGAUAAUCAUAGAAGUAGAAGAGAUUCAAAUUAUAGUGAUUAUUCAGAAGAUUACAAAGAUAGGGUGGAACCGAAUAGAAAUCGUUCAUAAAGAGAUAGAAAUAAGGAUUAAGGUCGUGAUUUAUCAUAAUAAAAUAAAACAAGUAAAGGAUCUCUGCAUGAUAGUAAUGUGAGCAAAUUUACUAGAUCAUCAAUUAAAAUAAAAUCAAAAAAACCUAAAGAAUUUACAGAAGAUUAGAAAGUAUAAUUGAGAAGAAAACUUGGUGGUGCUUUUUGGUUUAUUAGGAUUGGGUUGGGUUUAAAAAAAUAUUUAAGAAGAGUAUGGUUAGAUAGAAGAUAAUAAUAUUAUGAAAAUGAAGCAUAAUAAUUAAUAGAUAAAUUUGAUCAUGAAUUUGUAAUUGAAUAUAAAAUUUAGAUAGAACCAUAAAGAAGUAUUCAUAUUGUUUGUUGUUGAAUGUAAUAAAAAUAGAUAUUUUACAAAAAAUUGGAAUAUCUUUGAUAAUACAGAUAUUGAAUUAAAAUCUAAAAUAGUUUUUUAAAUACUUACAAUUUUAUUUAAGAAAAUGGCAUUUUUGACAAAGAAUUCUUUAAGUGAUGAACAUAAACAAUUUGUAAAGAGAAUAUCAUCUUAAGGGGGAUUCUUAUUACCAGGACAUCCUAAAUUUGUAAGUGAUCGAGUAUAUUUGAGACCAAAUGUUACUAUAGGGUAAUAAUAUUAUAUAUUUAGAGAUAAAUAAAUGCAGAAGUAAGUAAAUUGAU